UUGCCUAUGUCUGAUAAAUAUGUUAUGAAUGAUACGGACAUGGCGGCUAUAUUGGAUUAUAUUUCAGAGGAAGAAGUUAUUAUCACCUCAGAAGAUUUGAAAAAAGAUGAAAGUACUAAUUAUGAAUAUAGUUUGCAUAUCGACCUAUGGAACCAAGAAAUUUCAAUUACUCAAGGGUUAGGCCGUAUUUUAGAUCAAGUUGAAUACAAUAUUCCGCAAUCUUCUGAAAAUUAUUAUACUUUGGAUCGAGAAUGUUCUCCGCAAUACAUUGAUACACAUGUCCAAAAAGUAUUUAUAGAGCCUUGUAUGGCACUUUUAAGAAAAUCAGUCAAUUUAGAAAAUCCAGCGUUACAUUCAUUACAAGUACGACUUGAUAUGCCGUCAUGGAUGAUGGAUGAUUUCUUAGCAGAAGUUCGAGAGCUUUUAUCGGAUAUUCAUGUCGUAUUUACUCCUGUUAUUUUACGAGCCAUCCCAUCUCCUACGCCUUCUAUCAUUAAUAAUGAUAAUAUUUAUGAAAUAUAUCGUCCAAAUCAUUCAGUAUCAGCAACAGAACAAGCUAUGACAGUUAGACCUCAAUAUUUACUAAUUGCUGGUCUUAAAGAGUUAAAUAAAAAAUAUGGUGUAUAUAGAUCACUGUCUCAAGAAGAUCGUCGAAGCAGUUUAGGGAGUGAUAGUACACAUUCACGUAGAAGUUCUGUUGAAGAUCUCUCCAAUGAAAAGUCUAAUCCCCCUCACUCACGAAAAAGUUCUUUAAUGACGCAACAAACUCGUCUCCUAGAUAUAAUGAUGUAUACCAUACCACAUUAUGAAGUCCAAUCAAACCCACAGGCUCUCAUUUUAUAUCGUUCUUGUUUCUUAGCCAUGUCAAUUGACGGCUUCGAUUUGACGAUUUAUACUUAUAAUUGGCACAAACAUUAUACAGAUCUGGUAUUUUCUGCGAUGAAAAAGAUUUCAGACUGGCAUAAUCAACGUAUCGGACUUUUAAAUAGCAUACUUUAUCAAAAAAUGGGCUUAUUUUAUCAUGGUUGUAUAUCGCUUAAAUCCCCAGUGCCUCUUCCAAGCAUGCCAAAUACACCACGAUCCUUGCAGUCUCCUAUUUCCAGUCAACGAACCUCACAAAUUGAUUCUUCACAUAGUCAACGAGCAUUAAUGUCUAUUGGACAAAACACUAAUGAUUUGCCACUUGUUGUUUCUCUUAUAAAUGAAAGAUUUCCUCAUCUUCAAAAAACCGAGAGUCGCGCUGAAGACAUAAAAAAGAAUUCAGAUUCAAAACAUGAUAUAAACAUUUUAAAUAUUGCAGAAUUCAAUGCUGGCGUGUUUUCAUUGAAUACGCUUGAUUUGAAUGAAGUGCUCAAAAAUUCUUGUAUCGAUUCAUUUGCUGAGAAAGUUCACACACGGGAGAACCGUGAUGCUCUGAAACGACAUGGACCUCCUUUUAUCGAUGCGUGGAUCCGUCAGGCGAAGAACUCUCAAGCUCAUGAAAACGAAAAAUCUGUACAUAGUAAAUGGGCAAAGAGAAUUGAAGAGCAUAACGUUGACAAUACUGCUAACACACCAGAAAUGAUCAAGAAGUCGGAUUUGGCGAUUAUAUUUCGUACAUCUCGACUUUUACAUUUCUGUAGAACGCCAUUACUUUUUGGCGGUAAUGCAGAUUCAUUUACGCGUACAUCACCUACUCGUGAUUUCCAAACUUCAAGUGAUACAACAUUUUCUCGUUGGUAUCAAGACAUGUCCGAAACAUUCUUACAAGAAUACUCUUCUUACCUUGAAGAAAUUGGCAUGCAAGUAGUAAUUGGAGGCAAAUCUGGCGUAAAUUUGGUUGACGAUGGGAUAUCAAAGUCAUCUGCUACAGAAAAUGUGCUUGCCAAUUCUCCUGCUGUAUUCUUGCUAAAAGUGCUUCAAGGAGGUUCUAUCAUGUGUGAAGUUCGAAUUCAAGGUGUAUUUGUAAGCGUGACCCUAUAUAUACUCAAUCAAGGACAGAAUCUAAUGUCACUAGGAUUUUCUGACGUUGAUAGCGACCGUGGAAACCUGAGGAUAUUUACUGAGGAAUGUGGACGAUUCAGAAAAAUGAUUCAUGUUAAUUCAUUUGUUUAUGACUUCCAUCUACGUUAUAUAAAACAUGUAUUGGAAUCUCAAUCACAAACCUCCCCAGCCUUUAAUGUUUUGGAUGUUAUUAAUGCAUUCAUUCGCCGUAAUCGCCAACCUGCGCAUUUUUCACGUAAUCGUAUUUAUCACGAUAGUUAUGAUAAAGAAUUAGGAUCGAUACCUGAUGAUUUAUAUAAAUUUAUAAUAUCAGCACCCCAACGAUACGGGUUUAGACAAAUAAAUUUUAAUGGUGAACCAAUCGCUUGUUUUACGACGUCUAUAUGUGGAGACCAAUGCUCAGAAUCUUGUGAUCUAUGUUCAAUUUUAGGAAAUGAGACACCACAAAUCACGUUAGUUUUUACUUCUUCCAACCAGGCACCUACGGCAGGAAUUACAUCAUUGGAAUAUUUUGUAAUCGUGGUGAACGAUCAUUAUGUGCCCCUUGAUUCUACUUUAAGUGUUAGGGAUUCCUAUCGCGGUUAUAAAUAUCAAGCGUCAGAUAUUUAUUCAAACAAAGAUAUCGAAGAAAAGAAAUAUGCCCUAAUAAACCGUACUCGUGAAAGAUUUAAGUUGGUUAUAAAUCAGGCAGUACAAUUUAAGCGACGAGAAGAUUUGUGGAAAAAAUUAAGCAAUAUAAAGCCAAGUGACAGAAACAAUGCUAACAAUAGUACCAAUUAUUCCGCGUCGCUUUCCAUUACAGAUUUCCUUGAUCUAACAAAGCAAUGGUACAGUCGAGAACUUGUUACAAUAAGUCCAGAUUUCAAAGACAUUUUAGAUUUGAAAUUAAAUUGGGUAGAAGUAUUAAAUUUUUUAUCAACAUAUUAUUCUGAAUUGACAAGAGAGUUAUAUGAUGAUACUGAACAUAUUAGGCAUUUAAUAAUAUUUAAUCAACGUAACCAUGAUUUAUUAAUACAUUUCAUUUUACCGCGACAAGAUGAAAAAGAGACUGAAAUAGGAAAUAAUGAUGGUAAGUUAGUAGUAAAUGCUGUUUGUAAGGAAAACAAACCAAAUUUUGAAGGAUUAGAAUUGCAAUUUAUCGCCGACAUAACCAAAACAAUUGGGUAUUGGAUGUGGCAAAAAUUAUUUUAA
This is a messenger RNA of Racocetra fulgida, 3174 nucleotides long. The record is from the annotation of a GenBank genome assembly. Lineage: Eukaryota; Fungi; Glomeromycota; Glomeromycetes; Diversisporales; Gigasporaceae.